UCCUGAGGUAAGAUAAGUGACCCCUAUGGGCUCCUUGUCUGAAUAUUAACCCCUAACAUAUUGACAGUAUUUGUUAGAUGACCACAUUGUCUCCCACUGUUACUUUCUAUUUCUCUUUUUCUUCUUUGUUUUUCCUCCUAUCAUGUAAUUUAACACUGCAGAUAAAUAAGUAAAAGUUUGUAUUUGCUGUAAGGCUUUUAUUGUAGCUUCAAAACCAAGGUUUUCUCACUGGUGGUGACAGGCAGGCACCAAAAUGCAGCAGAUUGUGCUACAAAAGAUGCUUCGGGUCAGGCCUCGAGGAGGUAAGAAAUAUGUUCAUGUUUGUGGGGGGACACUCAUUCACAAGAGCUGGAUUCUCACUGCCGCCCAUUGCUUUCAGAAGGGGAAGGCAGAAGACGCAGCAAACUGGAGGAUUGUUGUUGGCAAGCAUAACCUCAAUCGUACAGAAGCUACAGAAAAGGUUUACUCUGUAAAGCGCAUAUACAGACAUGAACGCUUUAGCUACCCUCAGCUUAAUGAUCUGGAUUAUGACAUUGCUUUGGUCAAGCCAGCAGAGGACAUAAUAACAACACAUUUCAUACACUAUGCCUGUCUUCCAAAAAAAGAAAUGGCUAUGCAUCCUGGGCACUUCUGCUGGGUGACUGGAUGGGGAGAUACCAGAGGUGGUCAAGGAAAUGUAACACUUUCAGAAGUUCUUAACCAAGCCAGGCUACCAAUCAUCGACACAAAGACAUGCAGGCAUAAGAAAUUCUGGGGAGACAGAAUUCGUGAAUCAAUGAUAUGCGCUGGUUUUCGUAAUGUUGGAGGUCCUCCUGCUGCUUGUCAGGGAGAUUCUGGUGGCCCACUUGUUUGCCAAGAUGGUAGAGGCAGAUGGGAAGUGCACGGAAUAGUCAGUUUUGGCCCUGUUGGUUGCACGGUGGAGAAUAAACCAAGUGUUUUCACAAAAACUUCCACAUAUAUUCCUUGGAUCGAAGCCACAAGGAUCCGUGAUCUUUUCUUGCAAUAAAGAAAAAAAAAGGAGAAACGCAAGCGUAGCAUCUGUCGAUAUCUUGGAUUGGAAAAAUAAUCAGUGCUUAUUUUUUGCAGCAGGACAAUAGGUUCAUGACAGUGCAUACUUUGUGGUUACAUCAUUCACAUAUGUGACACAGCACACUAAGUUACAGAGCAGAAACUACUGUUUUUCUGAUUGCAGGUAAAAUGAGUAAUAGCAGUGAGUAACAGAAAUUGCAGCAUAAAGUAUAGAAAACCUCUCUUGAAUACUUUGCCCAACCCAUAUGAAAUGUAGAGAUCUCAAAAAAAUAUGUGGUAUAUGAAGUGCAUAUAAGUUUUAACAUCAAACAUACAAGUGCUCAAAAAUUAGCAUAAAGGUAAUGUGCAAAGUUCAAUUUUGGGAGCCAUUUGGUAUGUUUUUACUGGCAAUUUCCCCACAUUUCAAAUAUAACUCAGCUACAGCUGACACAGAUAGGGUGAUGGGAUAAAGUAUACUGUACAUGAUGAGAGAAACAGUGACACUAGAAAUCAGAAACCUACUUUAUCAUCUGGGGCUGUGCAUAAGGGGAAUAUUUGGAGUUUUACAAAAGUGAAUAAGAUCAUGUAAUGAAGAAGCCUAACAGUUCUUCCACUUGUACACAUGUGAUGGCUUCCCUGCAUGCCAGAUCCCGGGCUGCCUGUUGGGCAUAAAUGACACCGCAUUCAUCUAGUCUUAUUAUUGUACUUAACAAUGAUGCAUGAAUUCAGGAUUUUAAAUAAAGUGCGAUGUAGUUAAUAACUGAGACCUCGAAUUCCAAUCUGUUACACUAUGGUCUGAUUCCAUAAACUUCAUCUCAAAUAAAAAAUGCCCAAAAACAUGUAUAAUAUAAUAAGUUUGUAUCUAUUUUACUACUGCAUAAAAUGCCUGCACUAGAUUCAGUGUACUAAAGUUUACCGUCCCACCAUAAGGGAUAAUUUACUAUCUAAGUCUUAUCUAAUGCAGGAAUGAUAUGUAGCAAUGAAAAUGUGUUAAUGGUGAUGUGCACUACUAUUAAAAAAUGAUAGUUUCUAUAAUUUGGUCAAAUUAGCAGCACUCCAAAUAAAUGUGCAUUUAAAUU
This is a messenger RNA of Xenopus tropicalis (tropical clawed frog), 2087 nucleotides long. Its product is annotated as elastase-1. NCBI's taxonomy places the organism in Eukaryota, Metazoa, Chordata, Amphibia, Anura, Pipidae. The record is from RefSeq and is a predicted model, not a curated record. Gene Ontology annotation, molecular function: serine-type endopeptidase activity; peptidase activity; hydrolase activity. Gene Ontology annotation, biological process: proteolysis. The coding region runs from base 254 to 1006 and encodes 250 amino acids. The transcript has 5 exons.